AUGGGCGGCGAAGGGCUCACGCGCCUGAUGGUUUAUCUUCACCGUAUCCGCCUGGACUCGCUGCAAGGAGGGAUCCGCUCACCCUGGCUCAAUCCAGGCAAUAUGGAGCGCUGCCCGGAUAUCGUCCUCAUUUCGCGUCCACGCGCGGGAUUCCACGAUCUGUCACGAGUAGCAGCGUUACGUGCCCGUGUGUUGCGCGCAUCCGAUUUGAAGCGCAACAAAGCCUCUGCCUCACAGACACUUGUGGUGGACGGUUCCACAGAUGUCAUGGAGUUGGUAGAGGCCAUCAGCAAGGGAAGCAAACCUUUCGUAUUGGUCGUGGAUGGUACGCGAGGAGGCAACGAGAAUGCUGCUGCCGUGGAUAGAGCGCUGUCGGAGAGUUUCCCUGAAGUACCUCGAAUCACGCUUUUCUCGCUGGGUGACAGCGAGGCGCUGGAAAGUAUGCGCUCCAACGGAACGCGUAGCCAUCUGUGGGUAAUGCGAUUGGGCGACAAAACCGCGCUGACGCCACCGGCACGCUUGGACGCUCGAUUCCAGCUGACGGUAAUCCAAGAUCAAAGAGCAAACACCGAGUUAAUACAGCUCGCAGACCGAUUCUUCGGUCUGCGGCGGGAGCUGGAUCGAAAGGAUGUAGUGCUGAAGGAGCGCCUGGCCAUCAUCGGCAAAGUCUUCCGCAACUUGAACGAGCUUCCCGUACCGCUCCCCUACUUGGAGAGCACGCUACAAGCGGCUACUCGACCUGGCCUUUUCCCGACUCGCUGCCUGGAGCGAUGGCUACAAAUCGCCGACAAGGGAAGCUGUCUGUACGGUGAGUCAGAUGUGGCUUCGCGUAACCUGAUCAAGCAGCUGACGGAGCUUCACCAACUCUUUAUGCAGUCCGUAACCGGUAAAGCUGGAUGGCUACUGAAGCACCUCAAAGAGUCAUGCGCGCAGAAAUACUCCACACUACUUCUGUGCGGUAGCCCCCAUGAGGUUGCUGCUCUAGAAAACUGGUUUGACGAUGAGCUCACCGAAGGCUGGAAUGAGAUCGUUCAGAUCACCGCAAUGGACGGAGUCAAAGCCUAUCGGCAGUACACCGGGGCGGUCGAUGAAGUCAUCAUCACCGGCAUGCUUUGGCCAAAUCGGCAGCACUGGUUAGCAACCCCAUGCCGCCGCAUGACCAUCCCCACCUACGAUUAUGAAAGACCUUUUGUAGAGCGAAUGCUGCAUCUGUGGUGGUCAAAACACGGCGCUGAUAGCCGGAUCGAUGGCGACAAGCUGACACACUGGCAACUCGGCUGGUCUGAUCGUCGAUGUGAUGACUCUGAUACUCAGCUAUUGUCGCUCCCCCUGGAAACAGCCAUACAUCCCGAUUGCAGUCAGUAUCCGCCUAAAACGCGCGAGGUCUUCAUUCCGUUAGCGAUGGAGUUCGACGAUUGGUUGGAGUUGCUGAUGGAGCAACCCGUGGAACCUUCCACCCCCGCUCAGCGUGGCGAGGUAGUGGUGCCGGAUCUGGUGUGGAUCGCGCUUGACGACCAGGUGACAGAGUUACCUUGGAGCAAAACACGUCCGGUGCUCGUGCUGCGGGAGGAAGAGAUUCACCCAACGCUUCCGGAUGAACUUGUUGAAGGCGAUCAGAUCAUCCUGCUUCGACACUCCGAUGAACGCAUUGCCACUCAGGAAAAACUCUUCGAGAUGCUGGCCCUCUCUGAGGGGAUGCAGCAGCUCCUCAGGUCGGCCAAUCGUUGGAGAACCAUGGUCGACAACGUCUCAGCCCGCCUCACAGUCGCUCAAGCGCAAAUUCAGUUGCGGAAGGACAAAGUGAAGGUAUGCGACGCAACAGUUGGCAACUGGUACCGACACAAGGUGUAUGGGCCUCGUGACCGGGGUGCGGUCAAAGUGUUCGCCCGACUCUCCGGCGCCAAAAAUAUAGAAAGAACUGCGCUCUACGUUGCCAAUGCCAUCGAGCAAAUACGCAUCGCCCAUCAGCAGGUUGGCAAACAGCUCCGUAAAGCCAUUCUGGAGCGAGGCGCUGGGGCCACCACUGUCGAGAUUGGUCAGCUGACGUUGGACGGUCGGGCGUUCGACGACAUGAUCGAGUUAGCAGUGGUGAGGUCGAUCAGAACUGAAGCCACACAGGUCAUCGCGACAAAAGAGGAUGGCUUGGUCGAUAUCGUCAACGGAGUUGUGGAUACCCACCCAGGGCGAAUCCACAUGACCACUCCAGCCAUCAAGUCACUACGAGACUCGGUCUAUCGCGACCACGGUAAAUUUCGAGCAUGCCUGUCUUUGAUGGCCACCAAGCUAUAUGACCACUACAGCGAAAAAGCAGGUCGACUGCAUGACGUGCUUGAGCACUUCAAGCUGGAGAGCAUCGACUUCGAGCCAAAAAUGUCACCCGUGACCAUGGGCACGUACGCGGACAACCGCAAGUACAAGGGCAAGCCUGCGAACAUGAACAGGCACUUCUGCCUUGGAAAUGCCCGUGAUCCUUCACGCACCUUGCGCAUCCAUUUCGACUGGGAUGCCGAUGACAAGUUGCUAGUCAUCCAUCACGCCGGCAAACACCUGGAAACCACACAAUCU
Messenger RNA from Mesorhabditis spiculigera, 2565 nucleotides. Lineage: Eukaryota; Metazoa; Nematoda; Chromadorea; Rhabditida; Rhabditidae. The record is from the annotation of a GenBank genome assembly.